Molecule: messenger RNA, 4476 nt
Organism: Prionailurus viverrinus (fishing cat)
Lineage: Eukaryota; Metazoa; Chordata; Mammalia; Carnivora; Felidae
Gene: MIER1
Product: MIER1 transcriptional regulator
Exons: 13
Coding region: 636-2093 (485 amino acids)
Biological process (GO): negative regulation of transcription by RNA polymerase II
Cellular component (GO): nucleoplasm
Molecular function (GO): transcription corepressor activity; histone deacetylase binding
Source: RefSeq, a predicted model, not a curated record
CGGGCCCUGGCCGGGGAGGAGUGGAGUGGGCCUGGCUAGGAGAGGCCCAGCCCUGCUGGCGCCACUGCCCACCUGUUGUCCGGAACAGGCCGCGCUCUGGGCGGGAGCUUUCCUUGGAACUUACUUGGGAUGGGUCCGGGGGUAGGAGGAAGCGGAGGCGUAGUUGGACUUCGGGGGCAGUUUGAAGGGUCGAGUGCUGCGUGGUAGUGCGUGCGGAGAGGGGCGAGGGCGAGUGGGCGCCCUCCAGGCAGGGGCGCCGGUGGCGCAACUUCGCCGGCCGGUGCUAGGGGCCAAGAGAGAGGAGCUGCCGCUUCCUCUUCUUGCGAAGUUUCUUCCCUCCUUCACCGAGAUGCUGUUGCGCCCUUCCGUGUCACCCCCACCCGUUUGCUACUGACAUCCAGUCCGUGUUGAUGGGGAAAACGUAAGGCAGAAUGGCCUUCAACUCUCAUUUUUCUCAUGGAGCUAAGAUGAGCGUGGAGAAAUAAACGUAGCCUUUCGCGAUCCGGCCCUUUAGGUUGGGGGAAUCCCCCUGAAUCUACGGAACAGUUCCAUUCCUUCCGAAGCCAUCUGUUGAGUCUUCAAGUCCAGGAGGUUCAGCAACGUCAGAUGACCAUGAAUUUGAUCCAUCAGCUGACAUGCUGGUUCAUGAUUUUGAUGAUGAACGAACAUUAGAAGAGGAAGAAAUGAUGGAAGGAGAAACAAACUUCAGUUCUGAAAUAGAGGAUCUUGCAAGGGAAGGAGACAUGCCAAUUCAUGAACUUCUCAGUCUUUAUGGUUAUGAUAGUACUAUUCGACUCCCUGAAGAAGAUGAGGAGGAGGAGGAAGAGGAAGAAGAAGGUGAAGACGAUGAAGAUGCUGAUAAUGAUGAUAACAGUGGCUGUAGUGGGGAAAAUAAAGAAGAGAAUAUAAAGGACUCAUCAGGUCAAGAGGAUGAAACUCAGUCUUCCAAUGAUGAUCCGUCACAAUCUGUUGCUUCUCAAGAUGCCCAAGAAAUAAUCCGGCCACGUCGAUGUAAAUAUUUUGAUACAAAUAGCGAAAUAGAAGAAGAAUCUGAAGAAGAUGAAGAUUAUAUUCCAUCAGAAGACUGGAAAAAGGAGAUUAUGGUGGGCUCCAUGUUUCAAGCAGAGAUUCCAGUUGGCAUUUGUAGAUACAAAGAAAAUGAAAAAGUAUAUGAAAAUGAUGAUCAGCUCCUGUGGGACCCUGAGUACUUACCAGAAGAUAAAGUGAUUGUAUUUCUUAAGGAUGCAUCUAGAAGAACAGGUGAUGAGAAAGGUGUAGAAGCAAUUCCUGAAGGAUCUCACAUAAAAGACAAUGAACAGGCAUUAUAUGAAUUGGUUAAAUGCAAUUUUGACACAGAAGAAGCACUGAGAAGAUUAAGAUUUAAUGUAAAAGCGGCUAGAGAGGAAUUAUCUGUUUGGACAGAAGAAGAGUGUAGAAAUUUUGAACAAGGGCUAAAGGCCUAUGGAAAAGAUUUUCAUUUGAUUCAGGCUAAUAAAGUUCGAACAAGGUCAGUUGGUGAAUGUGUAGCAUUCUAUUAUAUGUGGAAAAAAUCUGAACGUUAUGAUUUCUUUGCUCAGCAAACGCGAUUUGGAAAAAAGAAAUAUAAUCUUCAUCCUGGUGUAACGGAUUACAUGGAUCGUCUUCUAGAUGAAAGUGAAAGUGCUGCUUCUAGUCGAGCACCAUCCCCUCCCCCAACUGCCUCAAACAGUAGUAACAGCCAGUCUGAGAAAGAAGAUGGCACUAUAAGCAAUAGUAAUCAGAAUGGGGUGUCAUCUAAUGGACCAGGUGAAAUGUUGAACAAAGAAGAAAUAAAAGCUGAAGGGUUACAUGUGAAUGGACCAACAGGUGGAAAUAAGAAACCACUUCAUGCAGACGUGGAUACUAAUGGUUAUGAAACAGAUAACCUUACCACUGACCCAAAACUUGCCCAUAUGACUGCAAGAAAUGAAAAUGAUUUUGAUGAAAAAAGUGAGAGACCUGCCAAAAGGCGAAGGGUAAAUAGCAGUGGAAAAGAAAGUCCAGGUUCUUCUGAAUUUUUCCAGGAAGCAGUGUCACAUGGAAAAUUUGAAGAACUUGAAAACACCGAUGACUAAAUUUUAGACUUAUUUUACUUUCUUUGGAGUAAAAUCUGGUGUGACUAAAAUUUUCAGGGUUGAUGGGUUACCUUAAAAAGUUGAUUUCCUUGAAGCAGUUGGUUAAAUUUGAAAUGAGUCCUGAUUUUAGUAAGAUUUCAUAAUUCUGCCCUUUGUAGACUUUUUACUUUAAAAGUGUAAAGACCCUGUUAAGGCUAUAACAAAUAGUUUAGUAAAUUUGAAUGAACUAUGGAAAUAUCUGUACCUUCUCAUUUGAUGUGUUAAUCUUAAAAGCUCACUACCGGUACUUUUUGCUUAGUUUGAUGGCAGAGAAGAAAAAACCAAGUUCUGAUUUCUGUUGAACACCAGUUUUUCUGAGUUUCUUGAAAUGUCUUCUUUUUUUAAGACAUUUUCUCUCCAUACAAAUUGAGUGUCAUUAUUAAGGAAACCCUUAUGAAUCCUGAAAGUUAUGCUAGCAUGAUUUUUUAUAUAUAGAAGUUUAAAAAUAAACCAAGUCAGGUUUGUAUAUGUAAAAUUGUUGACAUCAAUGAUGUCUUUCCAUAUUCUUAUCUGGGCUUAAGAAAUACAUUCUGUAUUUUUCCAGAUUCUUUGUAGCCUUUGAAAGAUUUUUACAGUACAUAUGUCUUGACUGAGCUGUCCUUUCUUAAUACAAAAGCUUGUAUAAUUUUCUUAACUUGUACAGUUGGUAAACUUUUAUGAGAGGAAUUGAUAUUCUGAGUCUGUCAGCUUUCAUUUUAUUUUGCUAAGGUUUUUCUAAUGAAUUUUUAAGUGUUUGUGUAGUAACUAAGUCAUGUUUCUUAUACAGGUGGUAAAAGCAUUCAUAAAGGAUUGUGAAAAUUUGUUUUUUCAAAUUUCUACUUAAGGACAAAUAGUUUGAGAAUUCUGAAAUUAAGCAUGAUACCUAGAUCGCAUAGUUUGUUUUGCGUUUGCUAUAAUUUUCAAAAUUAUUUUUGAAGCAAGACAAAAGUUUAAUGUUAGCUUAAGUGCUUAAAUGUAUCAUGCUGACCAGAAUCCUGUUCGAUUAUUUUUAUAUGCAUUAUAAAAUUUCCCAUUUUUGCAUUAACUAAACAGGGGAAAAGGUCAAGCAAUAUUUAGAUAUUGGCACACACAAGGAGUUGGCAGAUAACAAUAUUGAUUUUAUGUGGAAAAAGUGAUGAAGUUGAGUGUAUUUCCAAAAUGAAAAUAAGAUGAAUAACCAUUGCUCUGUGUGAUUACAAAUAGGAUCAUCUAUUUGCAUAGCCUUUCAAGAGUGCCAUUUUAUUUUUAGUGCAAAAUUCUUGUUAAAAAUGUAGUUUUAUACAGCUGAUAGACCAACCUAUAUCCAAACUUUUAUAAAAGAUUAUUAACUAUUCUUGUUUUUUUCACACAGGCAUACCCCAAAUGCUUCUACCAAUUCAUUUUCAGCCAUCAGUUCAAGAGCCAAUGCCUUUUUAAAAUAAAUCUUCUGUGGUCUUGUUUUUUAAUGGCUCAACUGUUUAAUACAAUUGAGUAAAGGUUUGCACUGAGAAAUUAUGGUUUAGGCCUUACCCCCAUGAAGUAUUACUAUUAACAUAUGUUCAGAACUGCUUCCUUCCACCAAUGUGAACAACUCUUUUCCCCAAACAGUGUUAAAAAGCCACUUGACAACACUUGACUUCAUAUAAUGUACGUUCACUGUUACUACAUACAUAUCCAAGUAAAUCAGAGUUUUGGGUGGAACUGUUGAGAAGCCUGAACUUUUUGUUUUUGUUUUGUUUUACCCUACAACAUUUAAUUUAUCCAGAAUGGCAGCUUUAGCAGAUGGUCACAAUCCAUUUUCUAAAUCAGUUUUUAUUACACAAAUCCAAAGUAUCCUAGCUCCUAGCUCUUUGUCAAAGAUGGUCUAUAGACGUGUUUCAAAUGAAUAGUGACGCUGUACUUUUUAAGUUGUUGCAAUAUUAGAGACGCUGUUUUCACCUUUUUUUAAAGAUGCAUUUUGUUUGCAGGUUUGUGAAGUUCUUGGAAACUAAUUACAGGAACAUUUUUAUUAAAUUCUCAGGCAUGUUUGCAAAUAUGGCACAUGUAUACAUGUUAGGAAAUUUUACUUUUCUUAAUCUUACCUUUUUAAAGUAUACCUAAUAAAAAGACAUUCCACUACUAUAAUACAUAAUGCUCAGCCUUUCAUGAAGAAAUAUGAAUUGUAUUUUGUGUUUAUACAGGUAUUUCACAGGACUUUGUUCUUCAUAAUGCAGCCACUAUAACUUGAUAAGUCAUUGCACUACUUUAAAAUUUUUAGUAAUAUCAUGAAUUUAAUUUGCUUUAAGAUUUAGUACAUUUCAUAACUCUUGAACUCUUAAACUGCAUUGGGAAAAGAAGACUUUGUUAAUAGUUUUCCCCCACCCCAUACCCACCCUCAGCAAAGCAC